AUGGACGGCAGGGCGCGCAGCGCGGAGGCGCAAGAUUAUGCCGCAAGCUUGGAAUACACGCUCAAGGAGCUGCAGCGCAAGGUCAAGGAGCACGAGACGACGCUCAACAAGCUACGCUCCAAGCACGAUGACACGGCUCUGCUCUCGCCCCACGCGCAGGCCAGCGUGCUCAAGUCGGCACUUGAGGAGGUGACCAACUCCGAGCCCUUCCUCCCCUCCCCGGGGUCGGUCCUCCCCGCCCUGGUGGCGCUGCGGAAGACGCACCGGACCAUUGUAGAGUCCAAGGCCUACCUCGCCGCGCAGGGCUCCGAGACGGACCGCGUGCGCAAGCAGCUGGAGACGAACCGGGCGGGCUUGCGGGACCAGCAGCUCCUGACGGGGGCGCUCGAGGCGCGCAUCCAGACGCUGCGGCACGAGAUCGACUCGGGAGCUGCUGGGCGGCCCGAGGAUGGCGCCAAGAAGAGGAUGGCGGAGCUCGAGGCCAAGAAGAGGCGCUACGACGCGGGGACCAAGAAACUCAUGAAGUCGCUGCUGGGUUUCAUCGACAACCGCCUCGCGGCCAUGCUAGCGGCCGAAGAGCUCGGCGGGCCCGUCGUGGGCGAUCUCAUGGACAUUGACUCGGACGACCUCGCCGCGGGGUUCAAUGCCGCGGGCAAGCUCAAGCGCGUCAAGGAGGGUGCCAAGGCAAACGAGGACAAGCGGCAGCGUCGCAUCGACGACAUUUGGGGCGCAGGGGGAGGUGAUGGAGACGGCACGACAGCAGCGGGUGGCGAGGACGAGGUCACGGCGGCGGGGAGGGAGAUGCGGGCGCUCACCGAGGAGCUGCUCAACGCGCUGGCCGAGGCCAAGGGCGACAACUCGGCGUCGUACGUGCAGCUCGGGCGCGAGUCGGCAGCGGCGCGGUUCCUGGUGCGGUCGCGGGUGGCGCAGUUCCAUCCCAAGGACGCAACGAAGCUGCGGCUCGUCGAUUUCGGCCGCGAGCUGGAGGAUUGA
Purpureocillium lilacinum is the source of this 993-nucleotide messenger RNA. RefSeq lists its product as uncharacterized. Lineage: Eukaryota; Fungi; Ascomycota; Sordariomycetes; Hypocreales; Ophiocordycipitaceae. The record is from RefSeq and is a predicted model, not a curated record. Gene Ontology annotation, biological process: mitotic sister chromatid segregation; kinetochore assembly. Gene Ontology annotation, cellular component: nucleus.